Molecule: messenger RNA, 5145 nt
Organism: Oncorhynchus masou masou (cherry salmon)
Lineage: Eukaryota; Metazoa; Chordata; Actinopteri; Salmoniformes; Salmonidae
Product: homeobox protein cut-like 1
Exons: 11
Coding region: 47-2911 (954 amino acids)
Biological process (GO): regulation of transcription by RNA polymerase II
Cellular component (GO): nucleus
Molecular function (GO): RNA polymerase II transcription regulatory region sequence-specific DNA binding; DNA-binding transcription factor activity, RNA polymerase II-specific
Source: RefSeq, a predicted model, not a curated record
UCUCUCUCCGUCUCUCUGUCUCUCGCUCCACAGCAUCCUGAAGUCUAUGGAGUUUGGCCCAUCAGACAGCUCAGUGCAGGUCAUGUCUAAACCCCUAGAAGUGUUAUUGUUGGAGAAGAAGCAUAGUCUGCAUUCCGAGAGUUCCUCUUUGCGCAUCGCAAACACUGAGCUGAGCGGGUCAGCCAGGCGAAAAGGGAAAGAGGCAUCCGUGGAGGAGACCACCACACCCAGUACCCCCUCCCUGCCUCCUCCUCUUCUCCCCCCGUCCCCCCAUCUCCACCUGCCCCAGAUCCCCUCCGACCCCCCUUACACCUCCACCACCAACGGGACACACCCCUUCACCCCCACAGGCAUCGGCCAGGAUUUCUACAGCCCCCACUUCCCUCCGGUGGGGGGCAAGAUGUCCCUCAACUCCCUCCUGCAGCGCCAGCUCAUGCAGACGUUCUACUCCAAAGCCCAGCAGGAGUCCAAUCAGGGAGCAGCUCUACUGUUCGCCCCUGUCCACUACACCCCUACCUCCGGCUCUAGCCCUGUCCCGCUCUCGGCCAGCCCCCUGCCCACCCAGCAGUCUCCUGCAGGCCCAGAGGUGAACGGUAGUGCCCUGUCCCCCUCUCCCAGCCAGUCUGAGGGGACUGGGGACAGUGUGUCUGACUGGGAGGACAUGGACACCUCAGAGAUCGCCCGACAGAUCAAGGAGCAGCUGAUUCAACACAACAUUGGCCAGCGGGUGUUUGGUCACUAUGUACUGGGCCUGUCCCAAGGCUCGGUCAGUGAGAUCCUGGCUCGGCCCAAACCCUGGAGCAAGCUGACCAUCCGGGGCAAAGAGCCCUUCCACAAGAUGAGGCAGUUCCUGUCUGACGAGCAGAACAUCCUGGCACUACGCAGUAUCCAGGGACGGCAGAGAGAGAGCCCAGGCCAGGCCUUUAGUCAGGCGUUACAGGACCUGCCCAAGCAGAGUGUCAGCUCUGACCAAGCCUCCCGGACAGGUAACAUCACCACACGUGUCCGUACUCCAGAGUGUGGUUCAGACGAGGCCAUCAAGUCUAUCCUGGAGCAGGCCAAGAGAGAGCUGCAGGUGCAGAAAAUUGCAGACUGCUACCAUGGUCCUUCUCCUGGUGGGGGACUGAGAGUAGGAGGCGGUGGUUCAGACAAGGCUAUCCACUCCAUCCUAGAACAAGCUCGACGAGAGAUGGAGGCCCAACAGGCUGCUGUGGAACCCAUCCUCAAAGCCUCCUCUUCCUCUUUCUCCUCUCCCUCCCAGAGGGAUCUACUGGUCUCCCAUUUGGCUGCCUCCUUCCCCACCCCUCUGACUCUCUCCAUGAAGAAACCCCCCGCCGCCCUCCCAGUCUCCUCCUCCUCGCCGUUUACAGUCCUGGACUUCAGCUCUCGUGUGAAGAGGGAGGACAGAGGAGCGUCGAUGCCGGACGGCAUGGCUGCUGGCGUGCCGGGGUUGGGUCGGAGCCCUGAGGGGUCUGCAGUGUGGUGGUGGAGCAACAUGAACCCAGACCCCCGCAGAGAUAAACCCACACUGGGGGGAGAGGAGAACCACACCCAGGAGGACUCUAAAGAGGCUCCAGGAAGUACGUGUGACGCGACGUCCGGUCGUAAACCCUGGACCAAGGUGACUUCCAGAGGCCUGCGUAUGCAGCUGUGGUUGAACUGUGACCUGGGUCAGAACACACACAUCGAGCCUGCUCACAGCCAAGCAGAGGGCACUCCCAGCCAGACCUCAGCCAGCUGCAGCCCUGCCCCAGAGUCCCCACUGAGCUCUGCUGAGGAGUCAUCCUACGGUUUAGGGGGGGACCGGGACCCUCUUGCCUCCCAGGCCCCGUCUCUGGAUACCCCAUAUGGUGAGCCCUCCGGGGGGGAGUCCCAGCCUGGCACGCCCCUCCUCGGCCCCCUCACAGGCCUCAGCAUCCAGGAGACGAUAGCCAUGUCACCUGAGCUGGAUACAUACGUUCUCACCAAGAAGGUCAAGGAGGUGCUGACUGAUAACAACCUUGGGCAGCGUCUGUUUGGGGAGAGUAUCCUGGGUCUGACCCAGGGCUCGGUGUCUGAUCUGCUGGCUCGGCCGAAGCCCUGGCACAAGCUCAGUCUGAAGGGACGUGAGCCAUUCGUCCGCAUGCAGUUCUGGCUGCAGGACCCACACAAAGUGGAGAAACUGAUGGACAUGAAACGCCUGGAGAAGAAAGCCUACCUGAAGAGACGCCACAGUUCGCUGAGUGAUAGCCGUUCUGUGGACGGUGGCCUGGCAGGACCAGACUUCCUUCAGAGCUCCAGCCCCCAGCACCAGCGACGGACUCAGCUGUACCAGAAGAAGGUCCGGGUGGUUCUGGGUCCCGAGGAGAAGGAGGCUCUGAAGAGGGCUUACCAGGAGAAACCCUACCCCUCCCCCAAAACCAUUGAGGAGCUGGCCUCCCAGCUCAACCUGAAGACCAGCACGGUCAUCAACUGGUUCCACAACUACAGGUCUCGUAUCCGCAGGGAGCUCUUCAUAGAGGAGAUUGAGGCUGCAGGGUCAGCGGCAGCAGCUAAAGCAGGGGAGGGGGACAGCUGUGACGGGACUGAGUCAGACAGCACAGUGGAGGGGCACCACGGGAGGCACAGAGGAGCCCCUGAGAACCAGGACAUGGAGGUCAGGGUUGAAGCCGGGGUGUCAGGUGGAUCCCCUGCCCAGAGAAACUGCACUACCUCAGGCUCGGUCGGGCCGGUCUCCAGCAGCAACAGCAACCUCUUCAGUCUACCUGAGGCAGGUCUCUCUCUCUCAGCCCCCUCCAGUCACAUCUCAACCCCGGCUAGGAACCCCAGGGACAAUACCCUGCGCAGGAAGAAAGCUGCCAACCUCGACAAUAUCAUCCACAGACUGGAGAAGGCUGCCGGCAAGGAAGACCCUUCUGAGUGGGAGUUCUGAACCUCCCCCCACACCCCUUUCUCAUGACCUCACAACCUCUGCCCUCUGACUGUCCCCCUGGUCUUCUCCUAUUGGACAGAAGAGGGCACAGCCAAAGCCAAGCUCAUUGGCCAUUUUUAUACACAGUCUCUUUCCUGAGAGAAAGGAGAGAAGUGGUUACCAAACCAAGAUAUAGAAAAAGAUAUAAUGAACACUUAGAAGACAAAAAUGAGGGAAUCUCAGGCUCGCUGAAUAGAGUUUUCUUUCUUACGGAGAAUCACUUAGUCGCCCUGCUGGCCACAGGGCUUACUGUACCCCCAAACACCACCAAUUACUGGCAGGUACUACCAAACACCACCAAUUACUGGCAUGUACACCCAAACACCACCAAUUACUGGCAGGUACCCCCAAACACCACCAAUUACUGCAGGUACUGUACCCCCAAACACCACCAAUUACUGGCAGGUACUGUACCUCCAAACACCACCAAUCGCUGGAAGGUACUGUACCUCCAAACACCACCUAUUCCUGGCAGGUACCUCCAAACACCACCAAUUACUGGCAGGUACCUCCAAACACCACCAAUUACUGGCAGGUACCCCCAAACACCACCAAUUACUGGCAGGUACCCCCAAACACCACCAAUUACUGGCAGGUACCCCCAAACACCACCAAUUACUGGCAGGUACCCCCAAACACCACCAAUUACUGGCAGGUACCCCCAAACACCACCAAUUACUGGCAGGUACCUCCAAACACCACCAAUUACUGGCAGGUACCCCCAAACACCACCAAUUACUGGCAGGUACCUCCAAACACCACCAAUUACUGGCAGGUACCUCCAAACACCACCAAUUACUGGCAGGUACCCCCAAACACCACCAAUUACUGGCAGGUACCUCCAAACACCACCAAUUACUGGCAGGUACCUCCAAACACCACCAAUUACUGGCAGGUACCCCCGAAUGCACCACAGACAGACCAAUCUGACCUGGGGUUUCUCCCAGAGCUGGACCAGGGGCUUUUUAAAGGAUGGACACUCACAGGAGGAGAAUGUUUAACGUGUUAGUUUAGAAGAUAAACAUCAGUGUCCUGUCCUCACACAGCGACCUCACUCCUCUCCUCCCACACUGUCCUGUGACUGUUACAAACCUUUUGCCUUUUUCUCUUCUCUACUGGUGUGUGUUCUUGUAAGAGCAGCUUGACUUUUUAACCUUGUUACAUCGUGUGUGUGUGUGUGUGUGUGUGUGUGUGUGUGUGUGUGUGGUGUGUGUGUGUGUGUGUGUGUGUGUGUGUGUGUGUGUGUGUGUGUGUGUGUGUGUGUGUGUGUGUGUGUGGGUGGGUGGAGCAAGAUGAUUCAUCUGAAGAGAACAAUCAAACCUAAAGAAAAAAAAAAGGAAAAAAACGGCCAAGUUUCCAUAGUUACUGAGGGAAGAAUGACCUUUGACCCCUGUGUGGUCCUGCUAGCAGCCAUGUGAUGGUGCCUGGCCGGCGGGAUCUCUGGUGUACCACUCAAAUGAAGAGGAACCACCUUUUGUUUUCUUCCCCUAGAGUCCUACAACAACGUUUAUUUGUAUUUUCUUUAUAUAUAUAGCGAUGUGGUUGCCGUUAAGAGAUUGCAAGUUAGAGAAGAAUUACUGCUUUUACUUCCAAGUGAAACAUGUUUAACUCACGGUUAAAAGUUUAUAGUUUAUGAUGAAAUGUUAUAGUAGCUGACUUAGUGAUAUGUUGUCAUUUGUUCUGAGUAAGUAAGCGUACACAUCACAGUUUAACCAACCUACUCUGACCUAUCCGGGUGAAAUCGGGAGAACUGGUCAAAGCAACACGUUUAAUAUCAUCUGUACUGGACGUCUCAGUGCUCAUCUGAAUACAGAGAGACGGGGGAUCAGUUUGGGACUUCAUACAGGGGCUUUUACUAAAGCCCUGCUCCAACGUCUACUCCCUACCAGCCCCUACUCCCUACCAGCCCCUACUCCCUACCAGCCCCUACUCUAUACCAGCCCCUACUCUAUACCAGCCCCUACUCUAUACCAGCCCCUACUCCCUACCAGCCCCUACUCUAUACCAGCCCCUACUCUAUACCAGCCCCUACUCUAUACCAGCCCCUACUCCCUACCAGCCCCUACUCUAUACCAGCCCCUACUCUAUACCAGCCCCUACUCCCUACCAGCCCCUACUCCCUACCAGCCCCUACUCCCUACCAGCCCCUACUCUAUACCAGCCCCUACUCUACACCAGCCCUUACUCUAUACCAG